CUCUCCACUUUGCCUCCCCGGCUCGCAUUCGCAACCCCUCCCGGCCUCCAGAUCUCGAUGCGGCGCCCCCGCUCCCCUGACACCCGACCACGCCACGCCACCAUGUCCGCCUGCGACGACGACCACGCCUCGCUCCUCAGAUCCCACGCGCCGUCGCCGCCCUGCCCCUCGCCGCGCGGGGCCGGGCCGCAGCAGCACCACCACGCCGACGUCGAGGCGGACGAGGCCACCGUCACCGCCUCUCCGAGGCGCGCCAGCGGCGGCGGCGGCGUGCGCGGCCUCCUGCGCCACCUCGAGCGCCGCAUGUCAGCGCGCGGAUCCGGAGCCGGGCGACGCCAGCACCAGCACGGCUACCAGCAGCUCGACUGCUCCGUGGUGGUCGAGCAGCCGUCGCAGCGGCAGCGGGAGAGGGCGGAGGCGGGGGAGGACGACGAGCUCGGGGACGGCGCGCCGCCCGAGUGGGCGCUGCUGCUCAUCGGUUGCCUCCUCGGUCUCGCCACCGGCAUCUGCGUCGCCGCGUUCAACCGCGGGGUUCAUGUCAUCCAUGAAUGGGCAUGGGCAGGUACUCCAAACGAAGGUGCAGCAUGGCUCCGCCUGCAGAGGCUUGCAGAUACCUGGCACAGGAUACUGCUGAUCCCGGUGACCGGAGGUGUGGUUGUAGGAAUGAUGCAUGGGUUACUCGAGAUAUUUGAGCAGCUACAACUUGUGAAAUCAGGGCAGAGGCAAGGAAUCAACUUUCUUGGAGCCAUCUUCCCAACCGUAAAGGCUGUCCAGGCUGCUGUUACUCUAGGGACUGGUUGUUCGUUGGGGCCUGAAGGUCCUAGUGUGGAUAUUGGCAAGUCGUGCGCUAAUGCAUGCUCAGAAAUGAUGGAGAAUAACCGGGAAAGACGGAUUGCCCUUGUUGCUGCUGGUGCUGCUGCUGGAAUAGCUUCAGGCUUCAAUGCAGCAGUUGCUGGGUGCUUCUUUGCCAUUGAAACUGUAUUGAGGCCCCUUAAAGCAGAAAAUUCACCUCCAUUUACGACUGCAAUGAUAAUAUUGGCAUCUGUUGUAUCAUCUACUGUAUCAAAUGUUUUGCUUGGAGCAAGACCAGCUUUUAUAGUGCCAGCAUAUGAGCUAAAAUCUGCUGCCGAGUUACCCCUGUAUCUCAUCUUAGGAAUGCUCUGUGGAGUGGUCAGUGUGGUAUUUGACCGACUGGUAGCAUGGUUUUCAAGGUUAUUUGGGCGCAUAAAGGAAAAGUUUAAUUUCCCUAUUAUAGUGUACCCUGCUUUGGGUGGGCUGGGAGCAGGCCUCAUAGCUCUGAAAUAUCCAGGGAUUUUAUACUGGGGUUUCACAAAUGUUGAAGAAAUAUUGCAUACUGGAAAAAGUGCUUCUGCUCCUGGUAUAUGGUUGUUAACUCAACUCGCAGCUGCAAAGGUGGUUGCAACUGCCCUCUGCAAGGGCUCUGGCCUCGUGGGAGGGCUAUAUGCUCCUAGCCUGAUGAUUGGGGCUGCUGUUGGAGCUGUAUUUGGAGGAUCAGCUGCUUAUUUAAUAAAUUCAGCUAUACCUGGUAAUGCUGCUGUUGCACAGCCACAAGCUUAUGCUCUGGUUGGAAUGGCUGCUACACUAGCUUCAGUCUGUUCAGUCCCAUUGACUUCAGUGUUGCUUCUCUUCGAGCUGACAAAGGAUUACAGGAUUUUGCUUCCUCUCAUGGGAGCAGUUGGGUUGGCAAUAUGGGUUCCUUCUGUAGUAAAUCAACCAAAUGACAGUGAGCCUUCUGGUUUUAGAACACCCAGACGAGGUUAUUCUUCAAUUUCAUCAGAAGACAGAAAUGGUAGCUCGAAGCGAGCUGAUGGUGCGGAUGACCUUGAGCUCAGUAUUAUACAAAGUGAUGUUAAUAAUUAUGGAACUUAUAAUGAAGAAAUGCUUCUGGAUGAUUUGAAGGUCUCCCAGGCCAUGUCAAGGAUUUAUGUCAAAGUGUUACCAUCUGCAACAGUAACAGAAGCUUUUCAGCUAUUGCAUGACAAUCAGCAAAAUUGUGCCCUUGUUGUGGACACUGAAGAUUUCCUUGAAGGAAUUAUUACAUUAGGGGAUAUUAGGCGCAUGGGAUUUGAAUUACAUGGGGAAAGCUUCAUUGAUGGAGACUGCCCCAAGACUGAUAACUCACCCUCCAUUUCAUCAUGUGUUACUCGAGGUUUCCAGUACCGGGGGAGUGAACGCGGAUUGUUAACAUGCUUUCCAGAUACUGAUUUGACCACUGCGAAAAAUCUUAUGGAGGCCAAAGGGAUAAAGCAGCUGCCUGUAGUUAAGCGUGGUGUUGGCCAUAGAACUGCAGGAAAGCGCAAGCCGAUUGCCCUUCUACAUUAUGAUUCUAUUGGUUGCUGCUUGCGGGAGGAAGUCGAGAACUGGAAGACCAUAUGCCAAAGAAUGGCUUGUUAAUAACACAACUCUGAUGAUAUUUAUUCAUUCGAUUGUCAAGGGAGGAAACUGUGAACUGAAUACCAUAUGUCAGAGAAAAGAAAUGACCCCCCUUUUAUAGCAAAUGGGCACUGAAAAAUUACAGUGCCCUAUUAUACCACAGCAGUAAGUGACUACUUCUAGAGUUCUAGACAUCUCAGUUUAAUGCAGAUAUGCAUAGUAAUACACCAGCAGUUUAACUUGUAUCGUUUAGAUGCCACUGUAAUCUUAUGGGAAGCUGCACAGGCAAAGCCUGACAAAUUUUGCAAAGACUCCCUGUUACAGCCAGUGUCUUGUGGUAUCCCUGCCCGUACCAAUUAUUUGUUCUUGUUACGGGUGGACUUUGUACUUCACACGGGAGAAGGAUGAGGUAUGGGUGUAGAGUAAGAAGACGGUACUUUUCACCCUCGUACUGCUGUAAAUUGUAAGCUGCACCUGUAUUACAGCUUGAUCACACCUUUUUUUUGUCCGUGAACUAUCAUAUGCUGUAGUAUGGCGACACGAGAAACUGCUUGUGCAGUAGAAUCUCGUCGCCGCUGUUGUAAGCUGAAAAACCACAUUUUGUAUAAUUUACCGUCAUCUUGUUUAUCUCCUCUGAUGAGUGAUGAACCUCUUGCGAA
Messenger RNA from Setaria italica (foxtail millet), 3053 nucleotides. RefSeq names its product chloride channel protein CLC-f. The record is from RefSeq and is a predicted model, not a curated record. Lineage: Eukaryota; Viridiplantae; Streptophyta; Magnoliopsida; Poales; Poaceae. Gene Ontology annotation, cellular component: Golgi apparatus; membrane; chloroplast. The coding region runs from base 58 to 2415 and encodes 785 amino acids. Gene Ontology annotation, biological process: transmembrane transport; chloride transport. The transcript has 9 exons. Gene Ontology annotation, molecular function: voltage-gated chloride channel activity.